Messenger RNA from Cercocebus atys (sooty mangabey), 1807 nucleotides. It is a transcript of the gene MGMT, whose product is annotated as O-6-methylguanine-DNA methyltransferase. Bases 157 to 780 code for a protein of 207 amino acids. Gene Ontology annotation, cellular component: nucleus. Gene Ontology annotation, biological process: DNA repair. The record is from RefSeq and is a predicted model, not a curated record. The transcript has 5 exons. Gene Ontology annotation, molecular function: methylated-DNA-[protein]-cysteine S-methyltransferase activity. NCBI's taxonomy places the organism in Eukaryota, Metazoa, Chordata, Mammalia, Primates, Cercopithecidae.
ACUUGGUGAGUGUCUGGGUCGCCUUGCUCCCGGCAGAGUUGCGGGGCUCUCCCUCGGGACGGCGGCAGUCUCGAGUGGUCCUGCAGGCGCCCUCACUCGGGUCUGGGGCCGCCCUGACCGCCACCCACCCCGGGCGAACUCCAGGUACUUGGAAAAAUGGACAAGGCCUGUGAAAUGAAACGCACCGUACUGGACAGCCCUCUGGGGAAGCUGGAGCUGUCUGGUUGUGAGCAGGGUCUGCACGAAAUAAAGCUCCUGGGCAAGGGGACGCCUAAAGCUGAUGCCAUGGAGGUCCCAGCCCCUGCUGAGGUUCUCGGAGGUCCGGAGCCCCUGAUGCAGUGCACAGCCUGGCUGAAUGCCUAUUUCCACCAGCCCGAGGCUGUCGAAGAGCUCCCCGUGCCGGCUCUUCACCAUCCCAUUUUCCAGCAAGAGUCGUUCACCAGACAGGUGUUAUGGAAGCUGCUGAAGGUUGUGAAAUUCGGAGAAGUGAUUUCUUACCAGCAAUUAGCAGCCCUGGCAGGCAACCCCAAAGCCGCGCGAGCUGUGGGAGGAGCAAUGAGAAACAAUCCUGUCCCCAUCCUCAUCCCGUGUCACAGAGUGAUCUGCAGCAGCGGAGCCGUGGGCAACUACUCCGGAGGACUGGCCGUGAAGGAAUGGCUUCUGGUCCACGAAGGCCACCGGGCGGGGAAGCCAGGCUUGGGAGGGAGCUCAGGGCUGGCAGAGGCCUGGCUCAAGAGAGCGGGGGCUACCUCGGGCUCCCUGCCUGCUGGCCGAAACUGAGUGUGUGCAGUAGGAUGGAUGUUUGAGCGACACACACGUGUAACACUGCAUCAGACAUGGGCCGUGGAGGCACCACUGUAUUAAAGGAGGUGACAGUGUCCUGGGAACAAGCGUGUCUGCCCUCUCUGUUUCCAUGUUUUCCAGCAGGAUGAGUUCAGAUGCCCGCGGUCCUGCACACAUUUGUUUCCUUCUCUAACGCUGCCCUUGCUCUAUUUUUCAUGUCCAUUAAAACAGGCCAAGUGAGUGGGGAAGGCCUGGCUCAUGUUGGGGCCACAGCCCAGGAUGGGACAGUCUGGCACCGUCAGGCCACAGACGGCUGCCACAGCCACUGUCCAGAGCCAGCUAAGGCCUGUCCCAGGCCGUCCACACUAGAAAGCUGGCCCUGCCCCAGCACAUCCCCACCAUGCCUCCCUUCCUGGCUGUGUCCACAGCUGUGAUGACAUUUUCCACUCACAGUUCCUAGCAUCCCACACUCAGGUCUCACUGAAGGAAACGGGAACAGGCCCUGGAAGUCAAUGCUUACAGAGGUUUUCUAGCUUUGUUUCCUACCUGCCAAAAAAGGCUAAUGCAAGAUCCAUCCACUAUGCUCUGUAUCCGGUGGGUAGAAAAUAACCAUUUGCCAAGAUUUGGAAGGACAAAGAGCUCUCUGGACACGGGUUCGAUGGGGUUUGCACCUCUCUGAGAGCUGAAGUCGAGUCUCACCCUCGCUCCACACUCGCUGGCCUAGUGUGCUCCGGGCAGCAGGUAGGAAGGGACACGGGCCUCUCAUCUCAGGGGCUGCCCCAAAGGGGCCUCAGGGACCGUGGGCCUGUUAGGACCCCAGCACCCCAAUGUCAAUCCUGGAAGUCAAAGGUCACGACUGUGGUGGGCCAGCUCAUGUCACUGAUGGCAGCAGGGAGGGUUGCCAGCAUGGGCAGUGCGCUACCGUCUGAUACUUCAUUAUCGUGUUGUCAUGCUAGCAGUAUAAUUAACUAUAUCCAAAAGCCAGAGGGAAACCUGUAGCUCUGCAUAUGGAGAAAUAAAACAG